Laetiporus sulphureus 93-53 is the source of this 393-nucleotide messenger RNA. RefSeq lists its product as uncharacterized. The record is from RefSeq and is a predicted model, not a curated record. NCBI's taxonomy places the organism in Eukaryota, Fungi, Basidiomycota, Agaricomycetes, Polyporales, Laetiporaceae. Bases 1 to 393 code for a protein of 130 amino acids. The transcript has 2 exons.
AUGGAUAGAUCAACUGCGGGUUCCAAUGAUACAUCGGCUAUGCAAGAUGACUCGGAGGGCCGCAGUGUUAGGGAAGAAGAUGGGAUGAAGGAGGAACUCGAAGAUGAGGAGCUCGACUAUGGCUAUGUGCUUGAUGAAGAUGACGACGAUGAUGGUCUCGAGGCAGCGAUAGUGGGAGACAUUGAACCCGAAGAUGGCGAGGACCUUGUGUUGGAUGAUGAGGAUGACGAUAAUGAUAUCCCUUUUGCAGCACUAUAUUCAAUAGAGAGCAUGCUCCUGCUUUGGAAUUCCCUGGCGAAUCAAUCGCUCGUGCAAAACUAUGGUGCAGAGGUGUAUUUCGCAAGAGACAGAUGUGUCCACACAGUUUAUGCAAGAUAUGUGUCAGGAGUAUAG